This is a messenger RNA of Melospiza georgiana, 2070 nucleotides long. RefSeq names its product ankyrin repeat and SOCS box containing 2 (gene ASB2). Gene Ontology annotation, molecular function: protein binding. Gene Ontology annotation, biological process: intracellular signal transduction. Lineage: Eukaryota; Metazoa; Chordata; Aves; Passeriformes; Passerellidae. The transcript has 9 exons. The record is from RefSeq and is a predicted model, not a curated record. Bases 1 to 1941 code for a protein of 646 amino acids.
AUGGCCACGACGGCAGCAAAUACUCAAAGACAAACGAUAGGCUGCGAGGAGUACAGUCUGUACAGCAGCCUGAGCGAAGAUGAGCUGAUAAAGAUGGCCAUCCAGCAGAGCUUGGAGGAGGACACAGGAGGUCAGACAGUGGCCCAGAGCCCCCAGAAGUCGCUGGUGGCCCGUGCCGGUGAAGCGGCCGCCCCAAGCCGUGCCAGCCCGCACAACCCUCCCUACCGCAUCUACCCCUGGCAAAGAUUGGCCCAGCAGACAGGCCGUGCUCAGCCGUCCGGCUCGGGGGCAGCCUGGGGGGUCAGGCGAAGGUGCGACAGCAGCCAGCUCAGCACAUCCCAGGCCGUAGAAAUUGACCCUGUAGUGGCAGCAAUCAGGGAUGGAGAUGAAAAAGCAGUAUUCAACAUGAUGAAAUCAGGAAAAAACCUUUCUAUACCUAACAAGGAUGGCUGGAUACCCCUCCAUGAAGCUGCAUACUAUGGCCAAGUGGGCUGCCUGAGCCUGUUGCAAAAAGCGUACCCAGGCACCAUCGACCAGCGCACCCUCAAUGAGGAGACAGCUCUGUACCUGGCCACCAGCCGGGGCAACCUGGACUGCCUGCUCACCCUGCUGCAGGCUGGGGCUGAGCCCGACAUCUCCAACAAGGCCAGAGAAACGCCGCUCUACAAAGCUUGUGAGCGCAAGAAUGCAGAGGCUGCAAGACUGCUGGUGCAGUACAAUGCAGAUACCAACCAUCGCUGCAAUCGGGGAUGGACCGCGCUCCAUGAGGCCGUCUCCCGAAACGACCUGGAGAUCAUGGACAUCCUUGUGAAAGGGGGUGCCAAGAUUGAGUCAGCAAAUGCCUAUGGGAUCACUUCCUUAUUUGUGGCAGCUGAGAGCGGGCAGUUGGAAGCUUUGAGAUACCUUGCAAGAUGUGGUGCUGAUAUAAACACACAAGCCAGUGAUAACGCCUCUGCUCUUUAUGAAGCCUGCAAAAAUGGACAUGUGCCCAUUGUGGAGUUUCUUUUGUCCCAAGGAGCAGAUGCCAACAAAGCCAAUAAAGAUGGCCUGUUACCUCUUCACAUAGCAGCCAAAAAAGGGAUUUGCGAGAUUGUGUCCAUGCUGAUCCCUGUGACCAGCCGCACCCGUGUCAAGCGCAGCGGCAUCAGCCCCCUGCACUUGGCAGCCGAGCGCAACAACGACGACAUCCUGGAGGAGCUGAUUGAAGCUGGCUACGAGGUCAACACCGCCCUCUCUGAUGAACGCUCCUGCCUCUACGAGGACAGACGCACCACCCCGCUCUAUUUUGCUGUUUUUAACAACAACAUCUACGCCACAGAGCUGCUGCUGCAAGCUGGAGCCAACCCCAAUGUUGACCUCAUUAACCCAUUACUCAUCUCCAUCCGCCACGGCUGCCUGAAGACCAUGAAACUGCUUCUCGACCAUGGGGCGAACAUUGAUGCCUAUAUAUCAAGUCAUCCCACCACCUUUCCAGCUACCAUCAUGUUUUCAAUGAAGUACCUUUCUGUGCUGAAGUACCUCCUGGAUCUGGGCUGUGACGCAGGUUCCUGUUUUGAGUGUCAGUACGGAAAUGGCCCACACCCUGCAUUAAAUUACAGAAGGGAAAGACUGAAUGAUCCUCAGGUGACCAGGGAGCCAGCUGUAGUACAGUUUUGUGAAAUGGUGUCUACUCCAGAGAUAAGUCGCUGGGCUGGGCCGAUCAUCGAUGUUCUUCUGGAUUAUGUGGGAAAUGUGCAGCUCUGUUCCCGGCUCAAGGAACAUAUUGACAGCUAUGAGGACUGGGCUGUCAUUAAAGAAAAAGCAGAACCCCCACGACCUCUUUCCCACCUUUGCCGUAUCAAGGUCCGGAGCCUGGUUGGAAGGAACCGCAUUAAGCUCCUGGACACGCUGCCCCUCCCAGACAGACUGAUCCGCUAUCUACAGCACGACUACUCGCAGUGACCCCAGCACACUGCAGGUGCAGCAGCUUCCCAGCAUGGCACCCAGCCUCACCACUGUGGCACAGGUGCACAGCAGGGAGGAAUUGCUGCUGGCUUGGUCGAGCACCCUCCCGUGACUAAUCUAAGAGAA